Striga hermonthica is the source of this 1305-nucleotide messenger RNA. The record is from the annotation of a GenBank genome assembly. Lineage: Eukaryota; Viridiplantae; Streptophyta; Magnoliopsida; Lamiales; Orobanchaceae.
AUGAUUACGAAAGAUAACUCGCCGUCUACGAAAGAAACGAGCACCAUGGACACGUCCAAAUAUGUGUUCUCGAAGUACUACGAGUACUUACCGUACAUGCGCCUCGAAAAGGAGAGCAUUCUCAACGUCUUGCAUUCCCGCGAGACGGGCACGGAUACCAAAAUUCGCAACAAGUCGAAGUCGAACCCAAAAUGGUCGUCUUUUACUCGAAAAAGUCAAUGCUUCUAUACGAGGUCUUUAUGUGCUGCAAAAAUCGGGCGCCCCCUUUUUUAUUCCAUCACUAAUGUGGAAAAGGGCGUUGACAAGAGGCUGAGGCCGAGGCAAUUCGAGUACCAUCCGUCAGAUUCUGGCUUGAUGGCAAUCGGAACUCUUGAUGGGGAAGUGAUUGUGGUGAACCACGAGACGGGGAAUAUUGUGUCCCGUGUGUCCUCGUGUGGGGAUAUGAAUAGUAUUCUCGGUCUCUGUUGGCUCAAGGGACAACCCUCUAAGCUCCUAGUGGGCUCCGAUAACGGCUCAUUGAGAUUGUACGACGUCAACUAUGAUGCCCUGAAAUCGAAGGACUGCUAUCGCGACCCGGCUGUGACCUUUGACGACUUUGAGCAGCUGACAUCAGUUCACGUCAACUCGACCGAUGACCGUUGUCUGACUAGCGGCUACUCCAAGAAAGUCGCCAUUUACGACAUCUGCAGUGGGAAAAGGUUACACCUUCUUUCGGAUAUGCAUCGUGAGCCCAUAAAUGUUGCCAAAUUUUCGAACCAUUCCCCGAGCUUGUUCGUGACCUCGUCGUUCGAUCGUGAUGUGAAGAUGUGGGAUACGAGGCGGAAGCCCGUGGGCCCGUGCUUCUCGGCAAGAAGCACGAGAGGAAACGUAAUGGUCGUGUUCUCGCCUGAUGAUCUUUAUCUGUUGGUCUCGGCUGUUGAUAAUGAGGUGAAGCAACUUCUAUCGGUGGAUGGGAGGCUUCACACUGAUUUCGGCAUAGUGUCGACCGGAAGUGCUCAUAACUACACUCGAUCUUAUUACAUGAACGGAAGAGAUUAUAUCAUUAGUGGGAGCUGUGAAGAAUCAACGGUUCGUGUUUGCUGUGCCCAAACCGGGAGGCGACUGAACGACAUUUCUUUGGAGGAUAUGAGAUGGCAGAGCUCGAUUUUUGUGCAGUCACUGAGAAGCGAUCCUUUUAGACAUUUCAACAUGGCGAUUCUUGCAGCCUACGCUCGACCUAUAUCCAAAUACGAAAUUGUUAAGGUCGACUUGCUCUCGUCUAGUCACUCUAACGAAGAAAAUUGUGAAGGCUUGAAGGGUGGCUAA